This is a messenger RNA of Ogataea philodendri, 2400 nucleotides long. RefSeq lists its product as uncharacterized. Gene Ontology annotation, molecular function: GTPase activator activity. The record is from RefSeq and is a predicted model, not a curated record. The transcript has a single exon. NCBI's taxonomy places the organism in Eukaryota, Fungi, Ascomycota, Pichiomycetes, Pichiales, Pichiaceae. Bases 1 to 2400 code for a protein of 799 amino acids.
AUGGAUGUUUUUGAAACUUUACUGUUGAGCGAUGUUCAGGUGAACCGCGGGUCGUCUCAACUGACCAAAAUCUCGUUUAAAUCCAAAUCGUCAGAGUCAAUAGUUAUCGAUCUUGUUGCCAAGAAAAUAUCCCAAACAACUCCUAUGGAAUUUAUUCAGGACCGCUCGAAACUUCUUCUCAAGGUGCCGUCAAGCUUCAAUGGUGUGGAAGUCGAGUUUGCAAGAUCUCCUGGACUCUACUUAUUGGUAUCGGGCGGGGCAGAUGAUAAAGUGUCCAAAUAUCUGAUAGACCCUAAUGCAACGUCAAGGACGUUCGAUAUCGAGCCCAAUUCCAUUGGAAAGCUCACAAUCCAACUCACAGAGAAUAAGUUAGCGCUUUCAAGGCUAUCGGUGCACAUUUUUGCGGAUAAUUCGUUUUCUCCGCCGUCUAAAAUAGAAGAGAAACCAGUUCCUGCAGUGUUCCCAACUCCGUCCACGUCUCCGUUCCCGGUGUCGAUGGAAGACGGACCCGUUUUCAGAGAAACAUUGAGCGACUACGAAACAAAGAUCACCGCUUUGAAGCAAGCAACGAAAUCCACUAUUGAUUAUCUGUCUAAUUAUGAAUCUUUGUCAAACCAACUGUUGAGCUCUAGAACUACUCUGAUAAGCUCGUUCAGCACUAUCCAGAGCAAUUUUCCAACGUUCUACUCUUGUGAGUUUGACAAGGAAAUGGUCAAGCUGUUCCAGAACCUUACAGAUGAAAACAAGUCGGCGAUUAAACGUUUAAGAUCCAAGCUCCCAUUCACCGAUAAUUUGUCCGGCUUGGAAACCAGCGUGGCCUCCAAAAAACGCAUCUUUGAAGAAGAAAGUAAGAGGUACUACGACUGGCUCUCGAAACUUCUUAGUUCUGGAAAAUCCAAAGACGAGAAGUUCUUAAUGAAACGGAAAGCUUUUGAACUUGCCAAGAUCGAUUUCUUUGCAUAUUUACUUGACACGUUAGUUGGGCUUACGCUUAAUUUUUGCAAUCGUGACAAUUCUUUCAUAAGCAGUUACAACACGUCAAAGACUCAACGGAAAAAGAGCAGACAGGCGAUCGAAAAGGCCUCGUCAAUGGCCGAAUUGAACAGCGAGUUGUCCAAGCUUAACGGUCUUCCUGGACCAAACAAAUCGGGUAUUCUAUUCACCCAGGGAGGACAAGGUAAGUCUGGUUGGCACAAGCAAUGGAUUGUGUUGAACAAUGGAAGACUUUCUGAGUUCAUGGACUGGAGAAAGGGAACAUCCAGGAGAAACGACCCGAUUGACAUUUCAUUGUGCAGUAUCAAGCCUUUGGACUUGGAAAAGCGCAAAAAUUGUUUCCGGAUUAUAACUAACACCGGAAUUGAGCACUACUUCCAGGCUACAACUGAAGAAGACCGCGAGUCGUGGAUCCAGGCGUUAUAUGAUGCAGGUCAACAGAUCAACUUCCACAAAGCCAAGACGGAUUCUGCUAAAAAUAGCCCCGUGCUCAACGUUCACAAGCUAAGAAACACAUUGACCCCGGGACGUAGCUCCAAGGAAGCCGUCAUCGCCGACGAAGGAAGACAGCGCAGAGUGUCUUCUGUUUCUUUAGAAAAUCUACGAAUUGUGCAGAAAGUGGACUCGAGCAACUUUAUGUGCAGCGAAUGUGGCUCGAGUGAUUCGGUGGAAUGGGUUUCCAUGAACCUGUUGGUUGUCUUUUGCGUGAAAUGUUCUUCGUGCCAUCGGUCUUUGGGAACGUCUAUCUCAAAGGUGAGAUCGCUGAAACUGGAUGUUUUCACUGUCGAGGCGCGUGCACUGCUGCAUUCCAUUAACAAUCGCUCUACUAAUGCUGUUUAUGAAGAACUUUUGCCCAAGUCUGGGCGAAUCAACCCAGAUUCGUCCGAUAAAGACCGGCUGAAAUUCAUCACCGAGAAGUACGUUGCAAAACAGUAUGUGAAUCGCAAAGAUGCAGCCAAGGCAUCUGAUUUCCUCAUCCACGGUGUGAGGACACAUAAUUUGCAGGAGGUGAUAAAGAGUCUUGCUCUUGGUGUGGACCGGGACCUUCGACUCUACAAACCAACAGACCAGCUUUCAGAUCUCGAACCUGUGUCGUUUUCUGUUCUGGAAUACGUUCUUCUCUAUCCAUUGCUUGAAGGCAAGGACAAGACCAUCAAGGUGUUUGACCUUGCUGAGUUUUUAAUAUUGAACGGCACCAAAUGUGGUGAUAGCACCCAGAACGUUCUUGGGCUUUCUGACGAAGCUCUGGCGUACUGGCAAGCCAAAAUUGACAGGCUCAAGGGAUCGGCCUCCAAGUCAUCUCCUGUGAGUGUCUCUGUGCCUACAGCAUCCUCUUUGACGACUGGCACUACAAAGCCCGCUGUAAAAGAACACAAGUUCAAUCUGCUGAAAAAGAUGAAGAGCUAA